Messenger RNA from Peromyscus eremicus (cactus mouse), 3257 nucleotides. RefSeq names its product PDS5 cohesin associated factor A (gene Pds5a). Gene Ontology annotation, biological process: mitotic sister chromatid cohesion; DNA repair. The transcript is spliced from 26 exons. The coding region runs from base 171 to 3257 and encodes 1028 amino acids. Lineage: Eukaryota; Metazoa; Chordata; Mammalia; Rodentia; Cricetidae. The record is from RefSeq and is a predicted model, not a curated record. Gene Ontology annotation, cellular component: chromatin; nucleus.
AGCCGCUUUUGUGUGCAGGCCGACGAGGGGCGGCGGCGGCGGCGGCGGCGGCAGCGGAGGCAGCGGCGGCACAACCACCUGACAGAGGCCCGGCGCUCGCUGCACCGGCCGCCCGCAUGAGGAGGAGGAGAGGCCGGUAGAGGACUGUGAAAGAAAAGUUAUCCCCCAGGAUGGACUUCUCGCAGCCGAAGCCUGCCGCUGCCCUCUGUGGCGUCGUGAGUGCGGACGGGAAGAUCGCUUACCCUCCGGGAGUAAAGGAAAUCACCGACAAGAUCACCACCGACGAAAUGAUCAAACGUCUGAAGAUGGUAGUGAAAACUUUUAUGGAUAUGGAUCAGGAUUCAGAAGAUGAAAAGCAACAGUAUCUCCCUCUAGCCUUGCAUCUCGCAUCUGAAUUCUUUCUCAGGAACCCUAAUAAAGAUGUGCGCCUUCUCGUAGCAUGUUGUUUGGCUGAUAUAUUUCGAAUCUAUGCCCCAGAAGCUCCAUAUACUUCCCAUGAUAAACUUAAGGACAUAUUUCUCUUUAUUACCAGACAGUUAAAAGGUUUGGAGGAUACAAAGAGUCCACAGUUUAAUAGAUACUUUUAUUUAUUAGAGAAUUUAGCUUGGGUUAAAUCAUAUAACAUCUGCUUUGAGUUGGAAGAUUGCAAUGAAAUUUUUAUUCAGCUUUUUAGGACUCUCUUCUCAGUAAUCAACAAUAGCCACAAUAAGAAGGUACAAAUGCACAUGUUAGAUUUGAUGAGUUCUAUCAUCAUGGAAGGUGAUGGAGUUACUCAAGAAUUACUGGAUUCUAUUCUUAUCAACCUCAUUCCUGCACACAAGAACUUAAAUAAACAGUCCUUCGACCUUGCAAAAGUCCUGUUGAAAAGGACAGUCCAGACUAUUGAAGCGUGCAUUGCCAAUUUUUUCAAUCAAGUCCUGGUGCUGGGAAGAUCGUCGGUCAGUGAUCUGUCUGAACAUGUAUUUGAUCUGAUUCAGGAACUUUUCGCUAUCGAUCCUCAUUUAUUGUUGUCUGUCAUGCCACAGCUGGAAUUCAAACUGAAGAGCAACGAUGGUGAAGAGCGGUUAGCUGUGGUUCGGCUUCUAGCUAAACUGUUCGGCUCUAAGGACUCAGAUUUAGCAACACAGAAUCGGCCUCUUUGGCAGUGUUUUCUCGGGCGCUUUAAUGAUAUUCAUGUUCCUGUGAGAUUAGAAAGUGUGAAAUUUGCCAGUCACUGUUUGAUGAACCACCCGGAUUUAGCAAAGGAUCUCACAGAAUAUUUGAAAGUUAGGUCACAUGAUCCAGAAGAAGCCAUUCGUCAUGAUGUCAUUGUUACUAUAAUAACAGCUGCCAAAAGAGACCUUACCUUAGUAAAUGAUCAGUUACUUGGCUUUGUCAGGGAAAGGACACUGGAUAAACGGUGGCGAGUAAGAAAAGAAGCCAUGAUGGGGCUGGCUCAGCUUUAUAAGAAAUACUGUCUUCAUGGGGAAGCAGGAAAGGAAGCUGCAGAGAAAGUCAGCUGGAUAAAGGACAAACUUCUUCACAUCUAUUAUCAGAAUAGCAUCGAUGACAAACUCUUGGUAGAGAAAAUCUUUGCUCAGUAUCUUGUUCCCCAUAACCUGGAAACUGAAGAGAGAAUGAAAUGCUUAUACUAUUUAUAUGCUAGCUUGGAUCCAAAUGCUGUAAAAGCUCUCAAUGAAAUGUGGAAGUGUCAGAACAUGCUUCGGAGUCAUGUGCGUGAACUAUUGGAUUUACACAAGCAGCCUACAUCAGAGGCUAACUGUUCUGCCAUGUUUGGGAAACUGAUGACCAUAGCAAAGAAUUUGCCUGACCCUGGGAAAGCACAAGAUUUUGUAAAGAAAUUUAAUCAGGUUCUUGGAGAUGAUGAGAAACUGCGGUCUCAGUUAGAAUUACUAAUCAGCCCAACCUGUUCAUGCAAACAAGCUGACAUUUGUGUGAGAGAAAUAGCUCGGAAACUUGCAAAUCCUAAGCAGCCAACCAACCCUUUUCUAGAAAUGGUCAAGUUUCUGUUGGAAAGAAUUGCUCCUGUGCACAUUGAUUCAGAAGCCAUAAGUGCACUAGUAAAAUUGAUGAAUAAAUCAAUAGAAGGGACAGCAGAUGAUGAAGAGGAGGGUGUAAGUCCAGAUUCAGCCAUUCGCUCAGGACUUGAACUUCUUAAGGUUCUGUCUUUCACACAUCCUACCUCGUUCCACUCUGCAGAGACAUAUGAGUCCUUGUUACAGUGCCUACGGAUGGAGGAUGACAAGGUAGCAGAAGCUGCAAUACAGAUUUUUAGAAACACGGGCCACAAAAUAGAAACAGACCUUCCCCAGAUACGAUCAACCUUAAUUCCCAUUUUACAUCAGAAAGCAAAACGGGGCACUCCACACCAAGCAAAACAGGCUGUGCACUGUAUCCAUGCCAUCUUCUCAAAUAAGGAAGUCCAGCUUGCGCAGAUUUUUGAGCCACUCAGUAGGAGUCUGAAUGCUGAUGUACCAGAACAACUUAUAACUCCAUUAGUUUCACUUGGCCACAUUUCCAUGUUAGCACCGGAUCAGUUUGCUUCCCCAAUGAAAUCUGUAGUGGCAAACUUCAUUGUUAAAGAUCUUCUGAUGAAUGACAGGUCAACAGGUGAGAAGAAUGGAAAAUUGUGGUCUCCAGAUGAGGAAGUUUCUCCUGAAGUACUAGCAAAGGUACAGGCAAUUAAGCUUCUGGUAAGGUGGCUGUUGGGUAUGAAAAAUAACCAGUCUAAGUCUGCCAACUCAACUCUUCGGUUAUUAUCAGCGAUGUUGGUUAGUGAGGGUGACCUGACAGAGCAGAAGAGAAUCAGUAAAUCUGAUAUGUCUCGCUUGCGAUUAGCUGCUGGUAGUGCCAUAAUGAAGCUUGCUCAGGAACCUUGUUACCAUGAAAUUAUUACCCCAGAACAGUUUCAGCUCUGUGCACUUGUUAUUAAUGAUGAGUGCUAUCAAGUAAGGCAGAUAUUUGCCCAGAAGCUUCAUAAAGCACUUGUGAAGUUGCUGCUCCCUUUGGAGUAUAUGGCGAUCUUUGCAUUAUGUGCCAAAGAUCCUGUGAAGGAAAGAAGAGCACAUGCACGCCAGUGUUUACUAAAGAACAUCAGCAUACGCAGGGAGUACAUUAAACAGAACCCUAUGGCUACCGAGAAAUUAUUAUCACUGCUGCCUGAGUAUGUGGUUCCAUACAUGAUUCACUUGCUAGCCCAUGAUCCUGAUUUUACAAGAUCACAAGAUGUUGAUCAACUUCGUGAUAUUAAAGAGUAA